Molecule: messenger RNA, 561 nt
Organism: Corticium candelabrum
Lineage: Eukaryota; Metazoa; Porifera; Homoscleromorpha; Homosclerophorida; Plakinidae
Exons: 5
Coding region: 118-498 (126 amino acids)
Source: RefSeq, a predicted model, not a curated record
CGGAAAACAAAGGAGAUCUUAUGGCAAAGUCCGACGCAAACAGCAACAGUUGAUGGCGGCAUCUAGAAACAAGUGUAACUGUAGCAGAGCUCGUCCGUGUAUCGCUUCCACUUGUGGAUGCAGAAAAAGAGAGUUUCGUGCAAUGCACAAUGCAAAUGUUUUUCAAAAUUAGGACUUUGUUAUAAUACAAGAGCAAAGAAACCAAUUGAAAAACAGAUAUUAAAUUCAACACCGCGUUUUACGAAAAUACAGCCAAGAUCCAAAAGAAAAAUCUCGGCAUCUUUCGGCGUUUCGAAGACAUCGAUGCCUUUCCAAGAAACUGCCAAGAGAACACGCAAGCCAGAAGCAGUACAUCGAGCGAGGAAGGGUCCAGUAUUUCUGAGUAAGAAGACAGCACAAUCAUGGAACGCUCUGCUGGGGGGCUUAAUCAACGUUGGAAAUAGUAAAUGCUGUAUUAUCAGUUUUACAGUGUGUAAAACCGGUCGUCAGUUUAAUUGAAGAGAAUAGAGAAUGUUUAACCAUGACGGCUCUUUUCAAAAUUUUUGAGUUACGAAAGCAUCG